Parnassius apollo (apollo) is the source of this 312-nucleotide messenger RNA. The record is from the annotation of a GenBank genome assembly. NCBI's taxonomy places the organism in Eukaryota, Metazoa, Arthropoda, Insecta, Lepidoptera, Papilionidae.
AUGACUGAGUUGCCUCAACAGACGCCAAGUGUUCAAUGCCCGGAAGUAUCUGGUUGCCACGAAAUCGCAUCGCACGCGGUACAAAUCCGACUUGCGCAAAUUCCUUGGCGUGGCGUGGGCACCCUGGACGUCAUCGUGGCAGAAGCGAUGGUGCAGCCUCCACUGUUGCAGGACUGCAAUGGCUUGGUUGUUACGCGGGGGAAGGGAGUAGCAGCUGCGCAGCAGACGUUCCGCAUGUUGCCACUGUAUUAUAAAAAUGUUGGACCACAUGACCAUAACAUAAGUUGCCCAAUUCGAGCAAAUAUACCCUAG